AUGUAUAUUCGAGUAGAAGUGGAGCCAUGUGAUCUUGAACUGAGCGCCAACCAGCUCUUACCCCUAACAUCGUUGCAAUCCGCCUUUCCUGGAGCUGUUGGUAUAUCCUACAAGACUUUGAAAGGUGUGAAGCGAGCUUUGCGAUUCGAUGGAAUUUCAUUUCAUGCUCCAGAAGACGGCUGGCAAGAGGCUGAUGAGUAUACUGUUCAGUUGAGUAAGUCGAUUUCUCAUGUGAUAGCUAGAGGUGUUGUGGUACUAAUGGUACAGAAAGAAGAAGAAAUAGUAGUACAAUCUUUAUUUAGGCGGAAAAAACAGUUUCCCCUUCGACAGCUACGAAAACGCGUCGAAGCAGUUCGAACGUGCUGUAAAUAUGGUCCAAAAGUUGAUAGAACAAGGCUAUGGAGGUACGAAAUUCUGCCUAAACUGGUCUUCAAGGCUCCUCUAUUAUCUUUUACCACCUAUGAUAUCCAUAAAAUCCCAAAAAUAAAAUCAAAACAUCUAAAAAAAGCUAUAUUAACCUACCUAACCCGCCAAAAACCUAAGUUAACAUCAACUUUUUCAGAUAUGUCCUACCUAGCCCCAUCCUCACCACCAUCACCCGGUUCAGCUAGUCCAAGAGAACGCCUGAAGGCAUUUCGAAGGAAAAUAGCCGACUAUAGAGUGAGCAACGAUGACCUGACAGCCGGCUUCGAUAGCCCCAAGACUGAACUGGAGAAGCAGUUUAGCGAACUUUCGGCCAUUUUGGUGGGUAAAGAUGCUAUUAUUGAUACUCUGAGGAAGCGACUAGAUACGGUGAACCAGGAAUUGAAUGGGUAAGGCUAAAAAUUUUGAAGUUUCGAACAAAAUUUGGUCGAAAGUCUUGCACGGUGCAGAAAUUUUAUUGCACCGUGCAAAACUUGAAUUUUAAAGACUUUUAAUUUAAAAAUACUACAAAAUGUUAUGUAGUACUCAGUAAAUAGUAUAAUAAAACCAUUUUAGACAAGAAGACCACGAGCACUGUCGAGGUGAAAUCCAGAAAUGGAGGCAUCAAGUCGAAACUCUGGAGGAUGAGUUGAAAUUAUUCCGUGAAAUGGCCUCAAAGCAGGAGAACGUGACAAACAAAGUCAAGAGCUUGACAAAUGAGUUGGAAGAAUUGAGGAACACCAGCAACACCAAAAUUCAAUCAAUUCAUACCGAAUACGAGAGAGUGUGCAGAGAAAUGAGAGAGUUCCAGAGACAGUGAGUUUGCUUGACAAGAUUAAUUGAAACUGUCGAAAAAUAGUUGAAAUUUGAAAAGUCAAGGAUCAUAUCUUGUUGAGAAUAAACUGAGGAACAUUUCUGAUUCUAAAAAAAAGUUCGAGAACUUUUGAAAGCUCAAAAAUAGGUUUUAAAACUAAAAAAAACAUAUUCUCUUUAAUUUUUAGCCAAAAACAACUUGUAGGUCCUAAAAAAAGGCCAAAAGCAAUGUGAAAUACCACUCAAAUAUUACAAAAACCUACCAGAAAGUAUUUACAACACCUAAAUCUAUCUUAGCAUCCCAAAAAUUACGCAAAAAUUUAAAAACAACUGAUUUUCCCCCAUUUUUAGGCACGAACUCCUGUUAGAAGAGCAUUCCAGAACAACAGCUCAACUUCACGAAACUGAACAACAGUUGUAUGAUAUGAAACACCUACUCGAUGAUGUUAGACAACGAUUCGAAGAGAGUGAACAAAGUUACGCGGAGCAAAUUAGAACUGCCACAGAGUUACAGGAAAGAAUGUGCAAUGAGAACGUUAAGCUUUUGAAACGGUAAGCAGUUUUUUGGUCUAGAAGUUGAUAGAAUAGGUAUAAAGUUUACAGAAACGUAAUGGAAAAGACACAUAAAGGUAUUAAGAUUAAAGUACGAAGCCUUCAUGAUUAUUUCUUACCCAUUUCGAUGAAGAUGCUAGAAUCUACGUCACUUAUGCGGGCCUAAAAUAAUAUCUUUGCGAUUAUCAAUAAAAAUGGUAAUAAUGUCAAUCUUAUUUUUUUCAGAAUAAACGAGAUGGAAAAUGAAACACAAGGAUUGAAAAAGGUGACAGAACUUCAGUCAACACAGCGCAGUAACUCCUACAGCAACCUCAAGGAAAAGGUAAGGUUAAUAUCAGCUAAGACCGUUAUAACUGGGCGGAAACUUACUUUGUUUCGACGAAAUUCAAGACCAAUAUCCUCCAUGAUGUAUUCUUGCGAAUCGAAACUAAACUUUAAAUAAAUCCGUCAAGUUUGGCCUAAAUUAUGUUGUUAUAUACAUCAUGGUUGAUCACAUAUGAGGUUUUUUGAAAUUUCAGUCUUUUUACCUAAAUUUAUCACAUAAAAGGUAAAAAAUAUGAACUUACAUCUGUAGAACACUUUUCUGCAUCUUUUUGAUCCAUUUUUCAAUAAAUUCUUUGCAACCUCACAUUAAUAUUGCCUUAUGUUAUAGUACACGGCAUUAAUGGAAGAACACGAGGAGAAAAUCAACGAAACGGCCAGUCUAAACCAGCUAAUUGAAAACCUAAACCGACAUUUAACCGAUAUCACUGUGAAAUACAAAGACUUACGUUCCACACGCGACGAGUCACCCAAGAACCGGUAUUACAUGUAA
Bursaphelenchus okinawaensis is the source of this 2581-nucleotide messenger RNA. Lineage: Eukaryota; Metazoa; Nematoda; Chromadorea; Rhabditida; Aphelenchoididae. The record is from the annotation of a GenBank genome assembly.